Messenger RNA from Ostrinia nubilalis (European corn borer), 1782 nucleotides. RefSeq lists its product as uncharacterized. NCBI's taxonomy places the organism in Eukaryota, Metazoa, Arthropoda, Insecta, Lepidoptera, Crambidae. The transcript is spliced from 6 exons. The coding region runs from base 538 to 1383 and encodes 281 amino acids. The record is from RefSeq and is a predicted model, not a curated record.
GCUAGCAGUCGCCACCGGUACACUCGUGCCAGCGCUCGCAGCCAGAUAACUGAUUAAAGAAAAGCUGUUAAACAACUACGUUAUGACUGUACCGUAAAGUGACAACCCAACGAUGAGCAGCUCGCCGGCCAGGGGUGCCGCGCUCCAUUGUUUUGCAAAACGGAAAGCGAAGGACGCGCCGCGCAUCGCAAUUAGGGAAGAGAGUUUCGGUGGCAUGUGAAUACAAAGUCCUCCUCGGUGCAGCGGACGUUGAACAAAUUAGACGCAGCAGGAUCGAAGGACGAGCGUGACGUCAGCCAAUUGCGGAUUUUGUUUAGGACGAACAGUGUUUGUUAUUCGUGCACGCGACGGAAAGUAAGCGAAAUUUUGGCAGCGGAAGCCGCGAGCGCAGUUACGUGCGGUCGGUCGAUACAUUUAGCGAUGCUCGCUCGCCAAGGACAUAGUAGUUCAGUGUGAGUGUUGUUAUCAAGGACAUAUUAGGCACUUGGUGUGGUGAAUGAAUAUUUUUGAUCCUGCAUUGUGAUAUUGAGAUUGGCGAUGGAUCCAACAGUACCCCGAGUGCUGCUCAGCAUAGCCCUAGCCGCGCUACUGCCUAUGGCAUCCCCGAACGUCCAGGACAUCCCCAAAGAAGACAUACCCCACUCCCGGCAGAAGAGGAUACUGUGGAUCACCAACGAUGGCCGCCUGGCCCUACCCCCGGGGACCACCAUGGCCAUAACACCGUCCAUAUCAAUGCCUUUUGUGAGGCACCCGCCCAAAGGAUUCCUGUCAAAUAUGACAGUUAGUUUUCCUUUUACAAUCGACUUCGACAAAUUAGGUCUGACAGACAACGAGAAUCCUUACGGCGCUUUCCCGCCAAUCCUGGCCCGGUCUAUGGGCAGGGCAGCGUUGUCUAUGGCCACAGACUAUGUGGGUCAGUACCUGGAGAGACGGAGAGGGAAGCGCUCCGAGGGUUCCACGAUCAACCCCGACGUGGAGAGAGCUGUGCUUGACAAACUUCAUGGGGGCGAAAGAGCCCUUUUGUACGGCAUUGCUGAGGAUCUCCUGGCAAACUUCGGCUUAUCAGGCAAGGAGUGCCUGUUGCGGGCUAUCUGUGAGAUACAGGCCCAUCCUCUUAAGAAUUUCGGUUUCGUUGGAGAAAUUAUGAAGUUAUUCUUUACUCCAAGCAAAUCCCCAUACGCAAAUCUUCUAGAAGAGUAUGUGGAGGCAGAACGAGCUGGCAGUCAGGCUGGGGGCGAGUGCUGGCCAUAUUUCCGACUUUGCCCUAAGAGUAUCUUCCAAUCAUCGCCCAACAAAUACUCAAAAGACGCAGAAGACCUUCACAGGUUUCAAAACGAACACAACAUAGAAGAGAACAAUAUAGAAGAAGUACAAGCAAUGUAGACAAUUGUAGUGAUUUCACGAAGGCGCGUGAGCCAGUAGAACCCAAAUGUAGUGGUAGUGUACUAGUGUCCGACCAAAGUUGUUUGUAAAAGUGUAUUUAUUGUUUAUAUCUAAGUGCCAUUCUUAUCUUUUAGUUAAUUGUUUGGAGUUUAACCUAUUUCUAUACCACCCAAAGAUUCGAGAAACCUAACUUGUGCUUCCAAAUGCUUAUCUUAAAUCCAAUGCCCGCUUUUAUUUGUUGGGGUUUUAAUUUAUAUUCUAACGUUAAUUUAAUUGUAUUUAUGUUAUGUUGCUCAUUUUAUUGUUACUGUUGCAUUUUUAAUUGUAAGAACAUCUUGGAAGUCCUACGUAGCUAGUGAUUUUUAAAAAUUGUUAGGAUUAAAUUGUUCGUACAUAUCA